Messenger RNA from Drosophila grimshawi, 1548 nucleotides. RefSeq names its product RAB6A-GEF complex partner protein 2. The transcript has 6 exons. Gene Ontology annotation, cellular component: Golgi membrane; Ric1-Rgp1 guanyl-nucleotide exchange factor complex. The record is from RefSeq and is a predicted model, not a curated record. Gene Ontology annotation, biological process: retrograde transport, endosome to Golgi. The coding region runs from base 227 to 1495 and encodes 422 amino acids. Lineage: Eukaryota; Metazoa; Arthropoda; Insecta; Diptera; Drosophilidae.
AAUCACAAUCGGUUUUCGACAAACAACACAAAUGUUAUUUACUAAUUUAAUAAAAAUAAAACAACUUUAUUAACAUACGUGGAUAAAUAGUAAUAUUAAUAUAAUCAUUAUAGUAUUUACAUUGAGUAAAUGUGCUUGUGUAUAUUAAAUUCGGGCAUUAACAACUUUUAACAAGAAAAUGAAAUCUCAUUGAAAGAAAGUAAACAAAGUAAAUGUAAAAUAAAUAAUGAUUGAAAUCAAAGCAAAAUUGGUGCGUGCAGAUUCGGCAAUUUAUGCCACCGGCGAGUGCGUUGAAUGUUUAAUUGAAUUUACGAACAAAGUGUUUGCGGACAAUGCUGCCAGUUUGGAGAACUUGGCUUGGGCUUCGGUGCAGUUGCAUUGCUAUAGAAAGACCAGCUACAGCAAUCCAAUAGCUGACAAAAGCGCCGAGCUCGCUGAGCUGAUUGGACGCACCGCUUUGGACGCAGUGACGCAAACGCCGGGCGAAGUCAUUGUUGCCACCAAGCCGAAAAUACUCUUUUGCGAUUUGCGACUGCAACCGGGCGAUACAAAAAUCUAUUUCUUCAACGAGCUGGUUCCACGCGAUGGUCCGCCUACAUAUCGUGGCCAUGACAUCCGCUACUUUUACAAAAUCACCAUUGCCACGCAACGCGUCAAAUCCAAGGUGCAAACGCUAACGUUGCCAAUCCGGGUGCUCCCCAUCCCGUUGAUAGCCCGGCCGGAUGAACUGCCGGUGACUGUCGAAACAAAUGAGGAAUUGGCACCAACGAAUCCCUUUUUGGAGAAGCGCGAAAUCAGCGAAUUGGAAAUAUCCUGGCAUCAUUUGAAGAAUGUGACUGCUCGACGUGCUCCAAAGUUUUAUCGUAUAUCGAAUAAGCGUGGAUUUGUUGGACGCUUCUGUUUGUUCAAGCAGGCUUAUAAACUGGGCGAGGAUAUCGUGGGCAGUCUGGAUUUCGGGAAUUGCCAGGUGCGCUGUGUUCAGUUCUCGGUGAAGCUGCAGCAACAGGAGUUGCCUGUGCGUCCACAGCCAGAGCAGUCGGCGACGGGAGAUGAGGCAGCAACAGCCUCGCUGAGCUCCUUCGAUAUGGCCAGCAUUGCAUCCGGCAUUAUGCCUGAUAAUCUGCACAAGUCGGAGACAUCGGGCAGUGCCCGCAACAAGGAGGAGCCUGUGGCCACCGGCAAGCUGAGCACCAUUGCCACAUCCCAUCAGGUCUGCUAUGCAACGCUGCAGACGCAGGUGGUUGUGCCCAUUCCGUUGCAUGUGACGCCCACAUUUCGCACCGAUCUGGUCGACGUCAAGUGGCGACUGCAUUUCGAGUUUGUCACCAGCACCUUGAUGGACUUUGGCAUUCCGAAUCCCUCCGCGGGGGAGCUCAAAGCGCCCGCCGAACUGCCCGUAGAGACUAUGGUGUGGAAUCUGCCGGUGACCAUUUAUGCGGCGAAUCCGUUGCAGAUAUACGCCCCAACUCAGACAUAUAAUCUGCUGAUUAAAUAGGUUUCUUAAUUUUCCUUACAAAUAUUGUUGCAAUAAAUUGUUUUGAAAUUGGC